This is a messenger RNA of Linum trigynum, 345 nucleotides long. The record is from the annotation of a GenBank genome assembly. NCBI's taxonomy places the organism in Eukaryota, Viridiplantae, Streptophyta, Magnoliopsida, Malpighiales, Linaceae.
AUGGCCAAGAAGACAAAAGACAUUCGAUCGGUUGCUGCAAGAACGAGAAGGAAAGAUCUGAUUGCCCUUCGCAAACCAAAGGAAAUAGAAUUAGAGUCUGAAUUCGAGGAAGAAACUCAGUUUGAGGAUCCUGCAAUGACAGGAGUUCAGCAGGUCAACAUGACAGAGCUUUUACAGACACUCACAGCGCAUAUGAGCGUCCUUUUUCAAGCCCAGUUCGAUAAACUCGAACAUCGACUUGAUGCUCUGUCACCGGAAACUGGUCGGGAGACAGGGCUGAAUCGAGACCAAGAAAUUGCAAGCUUGUUGCUCGCUUUGAGGAGCUCGAGCAACGUCUGGUGGUAG